AUGGAAGGCAGCAGCACCCCUGUCACUAAAUCUGCAGCUGCCAAGUUAGUUAAAAGAAAUUUCCUGGAGGCUCUAAAGUCAAAUGACUUCGGAAAACUGAAGGCCAUUUUAAUCCAAAGGCAAAUAGAUGUGGACACAGUUUUUGAAGUUGAAGAUGAGAAUAUGGUUUUGGCAUCUUAUAAACAAGGUUAUUGGCUGCCUAGUUACAAAUUAAAGUCUUCCUGGGCGACAGGCCUGCAUCUCUCUGUCUUGUUUGGUCACGUGGAGUGUCUUCUGGUGUUACUGGACCACAAUGCUACCAUCAACUGUAGACCCAAUGGGAAAACCCCUCUUCAUGUGGCUUGUGAAAUGGCCAACUUGGAUUGUGUUAAAAUCCUCUGUGACCACGGAGCAAAGCUGAAUUGCUACUCCUUAAGUGGACACACAGCUUUACACUUCUGUACAACUCCUAGCUCCAUUCUCUGUGCCAAGCAAUUGGUUUGGAGAGGGGCCAACGUGAACAUGAAGACGAACAACCAGGAUGAGGAGACACCCUUGCACACAGCUGCCCACUUCGGCCUCCCGGAGCUGGUGGCCUUCUAUGUAGAGCACGGGGCCAUCGUGGACAGCGUGAACGCCCACAUGGAGACCCCGCUGGCUAUCGCCACCUACUGGGCCCUCCGCUUUAAAGAGCAGGAGUACAGCAGGGAUCACCACCUCAUCUGCCGCAUGCUUCUCGACUACAAGGCCGAGGUCAACGCCAGGGAUGACGACUUCAAAUCUCCGCUGCACAAGGCAGCCUGGAACUGUGACCACGUGCUCAUGCACAUGAUGCUGGAGGCCGGCGCCGAAGCCAAUCUCAUGGAUAUCAACGGCUGCGCUGCCAUUCAGUACGUGCUGAAGGUCACCUCUGUGCGCCCAGCUGCCCAGCCUGAGAUCUGCUACCAACUACUGUUGAACCAUGGGGCUGCUCGAAUAUACCCUCCACAGUUCCACAAGGUGAUCCAGGCUUGCCAUUCUUGCCCCAAAGCAAUCGAAGUUGUAGUCAAUGCCUACGAACACAUCAGGUGGAACGUAAAGUGGAAAAGAGCUAUCCCAGAUGAUGACUUAGAGAGAUACUGGGAUUUUUACCACUCUCUCUUCACUGUGUGCAGUAACUCUCCGAGGACUCUCAUGCAUUUAUCGAGAUGUGCCAUUCGAAGAACAUUGCAUAACAGAUGUCACAGAGCAAUUCCUUUGCUUUCCCUCCCAUUGUCAUUGAAAAAGUACUUGCUUUUAGAGCCAGAGGGAAUCAUUUAUUAAGCCUUAUGAGACAGAAGUUCCCAAUCCUAGAUAUUUAAGUGGACUCACCGGGUCGACACAGUUUGCAUAAAUAAAAUGGUACUUGGGUUGAUUAUAA
Molecule: messenger RNA, 1378 nt
Organism: Hyaena hyaena (striped hyena)
Lineage: Eukaryota; Metazoa; Chordata; Mammalia; Carnivora; Hyaenidae
Gene: ASB4
Product: ankyrin repeat and SOCS box containing 4
Exons: 5
Coding region: 1-1281 (426 amino acids)
Biological process (GO): intracellular signal transduction
Molecular function (GO): protein binding
Source: RefSeq, a predicted model, not a curated record